AUGUCAGCUGCGAGGGGAGAUUUAUCCUGGCCAGAAUAAACGACUCGUCGGACAGCCAGAUAACACAGUCAGAUCUGAUUUUCAGAAAGUAUUGUCGAGGGAAACAAAAAGAUCUAAUGACACAUUCAGCCGUAAAUUUUACUGGAAUAACGAUGUUAAAUCAACGCUUUCCCUCCUGGUCAGGUGAUUUUGCCUUGGCUACCUAAAGUCUGUGGGUCAGAAAGUGGUAUGGCCCCAGCCCUGACCAAAAUCCUGAAAGAUGGCCACGGGAUCCACCUGUCCUCGCCUCCUGCCUUUGUCAGAAUGGACUCAAAUGGCAGAGCCGUGCACAGUGCUGAGCUUGAGUCUCAGAUGAGAUCAGUUGAUGAUGGUCACCUCCAGAAGAUGUGGCUGAACCUUUCCUCGUUUUCCUCGCUGGACUCCUGUCUCCCCGUGAGCCCCCUGGACGUCCCUGCCGGCCCUGUGCUUUCCCCAUGUCUGCAGGCGUCUGCCAGCGAGUGUGAGACGCUGCUCCUCCCGAGCCCCGCUUCCCUCCUCGGCCUCCUUUCUUUCAGUAAAGGCCUGAGAGAUUCUCAUCAGGUGGCAUCCGUCUUCCCAGGUGUACCAGACAUGUUUUUAGUCCCAGUCCCUGAGCACAAUAGCCAAGAGGCUUGCCUGCUUCAUGGACGCAGUGCUGCUCCCGAAUGUGGGCCAGAUGGUGGUGAUGUGCAUCACUCCCCUCUUACCCUUACCAUUGUUCCUCCUUCAUAUUCCCAUGGGGAGAUAAAGUGCCAGGGCUGCACUUCUGCGUUUGUACCCCCGCUUAUGUCGACACAGGAGAAAGUAGCUGGAAUGGGCUAUCCUCCUCCAUCUUCAAUGCAGCCUUGCAGUGGCAGGGUGAUCUCUGACCAGCUGGCAUCCACAGUUGUGCUGGACGAGGCUGUGAAGGAGCAGCUCUCCAGGCAGGCAGAGCUGAACAGCCGGGCUCAAAGGCUGCAAAGGAGGCUGCAAGCCCUGCUAGGAGAGCAUGCUGUACAACAUUGCAACCAGCAGCUGGAGGGGCUGAAAAGGCAUUGUGAACUUGGAGCUGUGUCUCUUGACAGCCUGGACUCCAUAUAUCCUGGUCUACUACCUCCGCAAGUGGACUGUAAGCCUAUAUUUUCUUGGCCGGCGUCGUCCACGGCCUCGUCUUCCACGGCCUCGUCUUCCUUCAAAGAGCUCAGAGAGUUCAGCUGCUGCAGCCAGGCGGUGCUGAAAGGCCUGCAGGAGGCUUUGGACUCUGAAGCCACGGCCAGCAGCAGCUCAGACGAGGAGCAAGAGGAGGAUAAGCGUCUUGGCAAAACCAAGACUUCACCUGUCUGUGAGCGGCGGUGGCUGGAAGAGAGAGCGGAGUUGGGCAGCAGAUGGAGCUGGUUGCAGCUGCGUCUGGCUGAGUUGGAGGGGAGGAUACAACAACUGGUGGAGCUCCACAAGCACAUCCGCUCUACUAAGCGUGGUGUGGGGCUUGCCGAGUCUCAGCCACCAACAGACAGGCAGAUUCAGCAGACUCUGCUGAGAGAGAUGGCGGGGUUAUCCUGCACAGCAUCGGAUGCCGACACUGAACCCUGCAGCCCCACACGCCUCCUGCACAACAUAGAGCGACAGAGUGCUCAGCUCAGCCAGAUUGUCAACAGUCUGAUGCCUCCUCUGAGCUUUUCACCGCUAUCAAAACAACCACACACCUGGACAGGCAAGAGGGCAUUCACAAGUGGUCAGAGACGAGACGAUGCUUUUGUGCCUGGGAGCUCUAAGAGAAGGAGACUGGGGACCAGGAGGCUCUUCAAAGCGGAUGUGUCAUGCGUCUGUGCCCGGACCCGACCCCUGGUCACCUACCAUAAACCCAAACUGUUCACAUUCAGCACCUACAAGCCCAGCACUUCACAGGAUUCGGGGAAAUCCACGUCCACCCGCCUCUCUUCUCUCUCAUCGUCAUCCUGUUCAUGUUGUUCAUCCUGUGAUCCUGUAGUCCUGUGCUCUGAUCCUGACUGCGGCUCGAGUCGUGCCCGGACCUCCAGGGCCCCCAGCUCCACACCUCACCCUACAUUUUCUCUUUCAUUCGACACUCCUCUGUCUCACCACUUAAAAAGGGCACUAGCCAGAGAAGAAUGGUCCCAAAGGCCUCUGGUUAUCAAUGUCCAAGCAUCCAGUCCAGCACACUACAACAGAUGCAGCUCCACACCACGGCACAACAGUCGCAAAUACAAGCAGCAUGCAAGGCAUCAUAAAAGCAGAGUUAUGGGUCUGUCACCGAUCGGGAUGGCGGGCUCUGCUCAGAGUCAAUGCAGGAGAAGGAAGAGAAGACACAUCCACAGACUGAUAGAAGGUGAGGAAGAUGUUCUGUACCAGCUCUGUGACACAGAGAACAGUUCAGAUGAAGUGCUAGAGGAGAGCUACUCACAGGUUACACGCAAGCAGACCUCACAGCUUGGCCAUCUUUCCUCUCAGGGCUCAGUUCGCAAACGCCAGGGAGAGAGUGUGUACAACAUCAACAACAUUGUCAUUCCCAUGUCGGUGGCUAAAGUGGAAAAGCUGCAGUACAAAAACAUUCUGACACCCAGUUGGCGGGUGGUUGACCCGUCACCUCUGAUGAUCAGGGAUGCAGAGAAUGAGGAAGAAAAUGAGGAGGGACAGGUGGAGGAUCUCACCGAUGAAGUUUUUGCCCAAAGACACCUGGGUUUAGAGCAGAGAGAGAAAUUGCGCUGGGGAUCCUGGGGAAAGAGAAACUGCUGCAGGCGCCCUAAAAGAUCUGGCAGCAGGUUGUCAGGCAGUGGGGGCGGGAUGUGCACAUCAGGAGAGGAGAGCUCUGUGGAGUUGAGUUGUGCUCAGCUGGAUACUGAUGAACAGCAAAGCUCGGAGGAGUGGCUGCAGCCUCAGACACCCUGGGAGCCACGAGUGUUUCCUUUGUAUGAGGAUGAUGAAGAAGCCUUGCUCUCUGAUAACCUAGAAAAAAUCCCAUUAGGGCUGUCAGAGUGUGGCUCUGCCUCCUCCACAUCAAAGAACUCCAACUCCCAUUUCUCCCCAGCUUGGUCCUCUGGUGCUUCAGUGCCAUCUGGUGGACAAAGCAAGAGCCGAACACCUGAUGGCCGCUGAGAGAGUAGUGCCUUACUUUUAUUACAUAUUUCCUUGUGUCUGGGACCAUGAGGAGAAAAUGUGCCCAGGGAAUUAAUUUGGAUACUUUAUACAUUCCACCACUACAGAGAUUUGAUGUUAUUUGCGUAAUACUUUGAAGCAAAAGUGUUUUUUAGUGAGUAUUGUAACAUGUGUCACAAUAGUUUGAACUGACUACUGUAGCUUCUUCUACACUUUCAGAUUUUAAUGUACAACAGGUGCUGUAUGUAAAGAAAUAUGUGCCAGCACAAUACUAUCAUAGUCUCAGGUUUGUAUACUGUUUGUAGUUGUCACUUGCUAUUUAUUUUCAUAGUUGUCUGAAAAAGUCUAUAUAGAAAGACUGUAGUACAUAAUUAUAUUUAUGUAACCUUCACCUGAUUUACAUGUGCUAUUUGAUUUGUUGUGUGUUGACACUGUCUUUUUGGUAUGUAUUUUUU
This is a messenger RNA of Chelmon rostratus (copperband butterflyfish), 3563 nucleotides long. RefSeq names its product KAT8 regulatory NSL complex subunit 1-like (gene kansl1l). NCBI's taxonomy places the organism in Eukaryota, Metazoa, Chordata, Actinopteri, Chaetodontiformes, Chaetodontidae. Gene Ontology annotation, molecular function: histone acetyltransferase binding. The record is from RefSeq and is a predicted model, not a curated record. The transcript is spliced from 16 exons. Gene Ontology annotation, cellular component: NSL complex. Bases 229 to 3108 code for a protein of 959 amino acids.